CAUGCUCUUCAAUUUGCUUUUGGUUACCCUAGCAACGUAAUUAUUUCCAUAGAACAUUGUACAAUUUGUUUGAUCGAAAUAAAUAGUGUUACGAUCAAGACAAGAAAAAUGGCUAAUAAACCGAAACGAUUGCUGGAAAAGUACGACAUACUUCUUGAGCAUCUUGAUUAUGGAUACAUUGAAAAGUGUACUGAUGCCAUCGAGUUGGAAAAAAUCGUGAAAAUUCUUCGCUCGAGUCAAGAAGGAUACUAUCCAGAUUUGACAUCGUUUGCCGAACGGCAGCUCCGCUCCAUAAAACCUAAAUCAAAGUUGUUCCGCCAAGAAACGCCUCUGUUGACAAAAAGCAAUACACCACGUGGACAUUGGGAGGAAAUCACCCAAAACCUGGUGGAGUGGGAAAGCGAUAUGCAGAAGGUACAAAGUGAUUUGUUCGGAAAGACGGAAUGCUUACCUAGGGAAUUACCUCCGAUAAGGUCCAGCAAUAGCGGAGAAACCAAUUGCAAAAUCACUCCAAAGGAGCAUAAACGAAUUGAAUCAUGUGACUAUGAGAACUGGGAUCGAUACGAUCCUGACGCCGAACUUUUGAAGAUGGACCUUGAAGAAGAACGACAAAAGGAGUUUGUUCUGAAGCAGAAUGAGCGAAACUUGAACGGUCCUAUAAUCCAAGAAAUUCCUCCAGAUGAGCUAAGCGCAUUGACUGAAGCCGAAAGGAGAAUACUGGCAAUGAAGUGCAAGGAAAAGGGUAACGAUUAUUUCCGCAGCAAAGAGUAUCAGCAAGCUCUCUCUGAGUACAACAGGAGCAUUGCAAGCUUUCCUAUGUCAGCAUGCUACAAUAAUCGGGCCAUAACAAAUAUCAAGCUGAUGCGAUACAAGGAAGCAGUAUCUGAUUGUGAAGAAUGUUUAAAAAAUGAUCCCACAAAUUUAAAAGCCUUAUACCGAAAAGCUGAGGCAUUCAAGCUGAAUGACGAGCGUCGCGAGGCCUACCAUAUAUAUUGCCGCAUCCUACAAUUGGACCCCAACAGCAUACAAGCUAGCGGCGCAAUAGAAGAACUUCGUCGCCAGCUCCCAGAUCUUCCCCCGGCGAAUUCUUUUCAAGUACAGAUUGAAGACGAGACCAGCGACGAUGGAUACGCGGCUUUGGUCAAACCCAAAAAGAUUAUAAAAGACAAACUACCGGAGAUGAUGCAAAGUUUGAAAACAACGACAUCCACUAUAGUCGAGAAGGCCAAAACUGCAGAGCUACAGGAUAAGAAAAUUGACAUUUUACCGCGUCCAACAAAGAAAGUUCUCAUUGAAGAAAUUUAAUUUAAU
This is a messenger RNA of Armigeres subalbatus, 1311 nucleotides long. It is a transcript of the gene Spag1, whose product is annotated as sperm-associated antigen 1. Gene Ontology annotation, molecular function: heat shock protein binding. The transcript is spliced from 3 exons. Gene Ontology annotation, cellular component: mitochondrion; cytosol. Bases 109 to 1305 code for a protein of 398 amino acids. NCBI's taxonomy places the organism in Eukaryota, Metazoa, Arthropoda, Insecta, Diptera, Culicidae. The record is from RefSeq and is a predicted model, not a curated record.